CGAAUUUACACACGCGGACGUCGUCAAUCAUGAGGGAUUUGUCGCGGGAGCUAGUCAUCGAUCACAGAUUACGAGGUUCUUGCGCCGGAUUUCUUGGAUCUCUUCUUCGUCGAUGGAAGGCAAGGAGCCCGGAUCCAGGGCAUGGAGGCCAGCGCUGGGAUUGCCGGCGAUCUUCCAGCUCGCGCUCGCGAUCUUCACCGUGUGCUUCUUGAUCCAGCAGCUGCGGCCGCCGCCGAGCAAUGCGAGCUACGAUCGAGCGAUGGAUCGCCGGCGCGAGCGAGGGCAAGAUCAAGAUCAAGAAGAUCAAGAAACGCGGCUGAGCAAUAUCCUCUUUGGGAUCGGGGCGGCGUCGAGCGUUCUUGAGAGGAGGAAAGAUUUCAUCAAGGCGUGGUGGAGGCCCGGCCAGACUCGCGGAUUCGUCUUCGUGGAUCAGCCGCCGCCGCUAGCCGAGUCUUUCUGGGACAAUUCCUCGCUCCCGGAGCUCCGGAUCUCGGAGAGCACCGCGCGAUUCAGGUACACAUUCCCGAGAGGGCGGCGAUCCGCCAUCCGGAUCUCCAGGAUCGUCUCGGAGAUGUUUCGGAUGGGGCUGCCCGGCGUGAGAUGGUUCGUUCUUGGCGACGAUGACACGGUCUUCUUCGUUGACAAUCUCGCCCGCGUGCUCGCGAAGUAUGACCACACCAAGUUCUUCUACGUGGGAUCCAGCUCCGAGAACCAUCUCCAAAACGUGAGAGGCUUCUCGUCCUUCAUGGCCUAUGGAGGAGGGGGAUUCGCAAUAAGCUACGCGCUGGCCGAGGCGCUCGCAGCGAUGCAAGACGAUUGCCUCGAGAGGUACCACUUUCUCUACGGGAGCGAUGAUCGGAUCCAGGCUUGCAUGGCCGAGCUGGGCGUGCAGCUCACUCGAGAGCCCGGAUUCCACCAGCUCGAUGUUUUGGGCGAUGCUUCUGGGCUUCUAGCAGCUCAUCCCAUCGCUCCAGCGCUCUCUCUACACCAUCUCAACGUCAUCCAUCCGCUCUUCCCCAAUGCAACGCAGCGGCAGUCCAUCAAUCGCCUCUUCUCGGCGGCAAGGAUCGACCCGGCGGGGAUCUUCCAGCAGUCGAUUUGCUACGACAGACACAGGAACUUUUCGAUCCAGGUAUCGUGGGGCUACCUCGUACAAGUUAGCCAGGAACUUAUCUCUCCCAGGAUCCUGGAGCUCCCGCUGAGAACUUUCGUGGGGUGGUAUGGCGAGAGAAGUGAGCUGAGCUUCCCGUUCAAGACGAGGGCCCUGCCGGUGGAUCUCUGCCAGAGGCCCGUGAGGUUCUACAUGGAAUCCGUGAAGAGCAGCAGCAAUGGCAGUGGAAUCUCUGUGAGCAAUUACGUCAAGAGUGAGGCGCCGGCGGCCGCGGCUUGCUCGAGCUGGCUUGGGAUCGAGACGAUCUUGGUGGACAAGGAAGCAAGCGAUGAAUCGUGGUACAAGGCACUGAGGAGGCAGUGCUGCAAAAUUCUUGAAUCGAGAGAGGGAGGAGGAGUUGUUCGUCUAGAGAUUCGUCAGUGUAGCUAGUUCAGGAUUUGAGACUAAACUGUAAAUUACGCUGAGAAAGAAUUUAGUCAAGAGAUUUACAAAGGCUUUCAGUCCCCGCAAAAGAUUUUGACUGGUGAGAGUGUGCUUUCUCUUUUGGAGCUGUU
Selaginella moellendorffii is the source of this 1665-nucleotide messenger RNA. RefSeq lists its product as uncharacterized. Lineage: Eukaryota; Viridiplantae; Streptophyta; Lycopodiopsida; Selaginellales; Selaginellaceae. Gene Ontology annotation, molecular function: acetylglucosaminyltransferase activity. The record is from RefSeq and is a predicted model, not a curated record. Bases 113 to 1540 code for a protein of 475 amino acids. The transcript is spliced from 4 exons.